This is a messenger RNA of Aspergillus caelatus, 1478 nucleotides long. Its product is annotated as homeobox domain-containing protein. NCBI's taxonomy places the organism in Eukaryota, Fungi, Ascomycota, Eurotiomycetes, Eurotiales, Aspergillaceae. The record is from RefSeq and is a predicted model, not a curated record. Gene Ontology annotation, molecular function: RNA polymerase II cis-regulatory region sequence-specific DNA binding; DNA-binding transcription factor activity, RNA polymerase II-specific. The transcript is spliced from 3 exons. Bases 289 to 1242 code for a protein of 317 amino acids. Gene Ontology annotation, biological process: regulation of transcription by RNA polymerase II.
CUCUGCCCGCAGUUUCCUUCAUUCCUCAGAAACUAUAUCGCCCAUUCCGUAACCACCCACACUAUCGCAUCUCUGAUCUGAACGUCGUUAUUCGCCGAAUCCUUCCCCAUAGCCUAAUAACCCAAUAAUCCGGGUUAUAUAUAUAUAUCUCUCUCUCAUCGGAGCCGCAGGCCGGCUAUACUGUUGUGCUAUCAUUCCUAUCUCCGAGCCUGGCCCUCGUGAUUGUGCAGUAAAGUGAGGCUUUUGUCUAUCUGUCCGCAUACCGUGCCCUUACCACAGUUCCUUUCUAUGUCCCAGCCCCGUGACUUGGGCAAGGGUUCUGAGAAAAUGGCCAUCUCGUAUGCGAGUGGGCUUCCGGCCGAUCAUACUCAGGUCCUUCCCUCCUUCAGAGAGCUACUUCCCCCUCACCUUCACGAUGAAAUUGACUCGACUCCCUGUUUUAGUGCUCGGCAACAUUCGCGCGAGCGUCCCGCAUCAGCAAACCGUGAUAUGACUUCCAACCCCAGGCCUUUAUCUGGAGACUUCGGCCACUUUCAGCCCCAGCUGGCGCGGAACACACCACAAUACCCUUCCCGUGGCCCCAGCCCUAUUCUGCCGCCUAUCAGAGAUCUCCAGCAGAGCUUGAAUCCGUCUACUGCCCACUUCCCGGAUGCCAGAGGGCUUUCGAGACCAGAUCUCUUUGGAACUACCACACAGGAGCUUCGGGGGAGACCUGCUGGCACGCCCGGCUUCACUUCAGCCAAUCGUCCUCGGCCAAUGGGUGAGAGAGGUGGCGCAGAUCCUUACAAUGGACCGGCUGUCAUGCAUAACCAGAUGGCUUAUCCUUACCCAAUGGCUUACCAUAGCGAUUCCGAGCAGACAUCCCCGCAGGGAUUAUCGCAUGCUCAACCUUCGAAUUUUGGCAUCCUGGGCGAGCCGAUUGACUCCAAGAACAAACGUAGACGGGGGAACCUUCCCAAACCAGUCACUGAUAUCUUACGGGCCUGGUUUCAUGAGCAUUUAGACCACCCUUACCCUAGUGAGGAGGAUAAGCAAAUGUUUAUGACCCGCACCGGGCUCACCAUUAGCCAGAUCAGCAAUUGGUUUAUUAACGCGAGAAGGCGACAGCUACCUGCUCUUCGGAACCAGAUGCGAACUGGUGGAAGUGAUCUCGAUUCCCAACGCCAAUCCCCCUUUAGCGAUGUGGACCAUGCCUCCUCUGAAUCUAUGCCAUCACCCAGCCAGCUAGCCUCGGCGAGGUGAGCAAUCAUGACUUCCUACAGCUGUUUUGCCUCUAUGGACACAACCCUCGCUGAGCCCUAUUCUACCUGGAAAACCUUGGCUAGUUAAUGAGAGGGUUGACUGUUGCCUUCUUUCGUUGGAGCGCGGUCACAAGGCAUAUGCAGCACAUCAUGAUUCAUGGGACAGAGGUUGUCAAAGCCAAAUAGACGUACGAGAUCAGGUUGACGAAUCUCCUUUUUCCGACUUUAAUAUUUUUA